Sorghum bicolor (sorghum) is the source of this 2574-nucleotide messenger RNA. Its product is annotated as putative disease resistance RPP13-like protein 2. The annotation marks the transcript as partial. Gene Ontology annotation, biological process: defense response to other organism. The transcript has 2 exons. Gene Ontology annotation, molecular function: ADP binding. The record is from RefSeq and is a predicted model, not a curated record. Lineage: Eukaryota; Viridiplantae; Streptophyta; Magnoliopsida; Poales; Poaceae.
UUACCUCAGGCAAGGGGGGCAGGGGCGGCGGCGGCGGCGGAGGCGGAGGUCUCACCUCUUAGUUAUCAUAUCAUCUCGGUGGUACAUGAUUUCAAGACACGAAUCAAGGAGGUGGGAGACAGGAACCAGAGAUACAGGACUGGUGUCGAGAGACCCUGCAGGGACCCCAAUGAGGUGGUUGACAGUCGAGCUCUUGUUAUCUUUCAGAAAGCAUCAGAGCUUGUGGGCAUCGAUGAGCCUAAGAAUGAGUUGAUCAGCUUGUUGACAAAAGAUGGAUCUUCGUCUCAACAUCAGGUGAAGGUGGUCUCCGUUGUUGGAUUUGGUGGACUAGGCAAGACAACACUUGCCAACCAAGUGUUCCAGUCACUUCAUAAUGAAUUUGAUUGUCACGCCUUUGUAACAGUGUCGCGAAAUCCUGACAUGAUGAAAGUCUUGAGAACUAUUCUCAGUGACGUUAGCGGGGAAGAGUACACUAACACAGAAGCUGGGGAUAUACAACAUCUUGUCAAAAAAAUCUCUAAUUUCCUUCAAGAUAAGAGGUACUUCAUUGUUGUGGAUGAUUUAUGGGAUUCAAAAUCAUGGGAAACCAUUAAGUAUGCUUUUAUAAAAAAUAGUUGUGGCAGCAGAAUCAUCACAACCACACGUAUAAAUGAAGUUGCUGAAUCUUGCAGCAAUUCGCAUUGGGGUCACACAUAUACAUUACGCCCUCUUAACACCGUGAACUCGAGAAGAUUAUUCUUGAAGAGAAUAUUUGGUUCUGAAGAAGCAUGCCCGUCACACCUUGCUGAAGUUUCUGAUGACCUCUUGAAGAAAUGCGGUGGUUUGCCUUUGGCAAUCAUAGCAAUUGCUGGUUUAUUGGCAGGCAAAGCACCAACAUUUGAUGAAUGGAACAAAGUUCAAAGUUCGUUUGGUUAUGCACUUGAAAGGCAAUCAGAUGUCAAUAAAAUGAUGCAUAUAUUGUCACUGAGUUACUUUUACCUUCCACCUCACCUACAAAGUUGUCUUCUGUAUCUUAGUAUUUUCCGAGAAGAUUACGAGAUUCGAAAGGAGCGAUUGAUACUUAGAUGGAUUGCCGAGGGAUUCAUUCAUGAAGAGAAUGGCUUCACCCAAUAUGAGGUAGGAGAGAGGCGUUUCAAUGAGCUCAUAAACAAAAGCUUGAUUCAGCCAAGGACUUCAAAAAGAUCAGGUACAUUGAUCUCUUGUCGAGUCCAUGACACAAUUCUUGAGUUCAUUGUGUCCAAAGCUAUGGAAGAAAACUUUAUUACUCUGUUUGGUUUUCCAAACAUAACAAAUGAUCCACGAAGGAAGAUUCGGCGUCUCUCUCUCCAGGACAGGAAUGAAGUUGGUGAUGGUUCAGUAGGCUUAUGGGAGAAUAUGAUAUAUUCUCAUGCCCGUGCAGUUUCAGUGUUUCCAGGCAGUCUUGAUAGCCUCCCUUCUCUGCAGAAGUUCAAGCAUUUGCGUGUUUUGGAUUUAGAAGACUGUGAAGGACUACAAGACCAUCAUCUGGCACAUCUAGGCGGGUUAUUUGCACUGAGGUACUUGAGCUUUCACCGAACAUGGAUAAAUGAGCUUCCUGAAGAAAUUGGAGAGCUGCAGCAUUUACAAACACUGGAUUUAAGAGUUACUCAUAUAAAGAAGCUGCCAUCCAGUAUUGUUCACCUUGCACGGUUGGUCAAUCUUUUGUCUAGUUCUGGUGUGCAUUUGCCAGAUGGAUUCAGGAACAUGCAAGCCUUGCAGAGGUUGGAAGACAUCACAGUCUGGAGUCAGAUACCUAACUUCACGCAGGAGCUCUGUCAGCUAACAAAUCUAAGAACACUGAGGGUGUGGACAGAUGUGUUUACCAAAGAUUUGGCCUCAUCUCUGUGUACACUUGCUACGGGAAGCCUAAAUUCUUUGACUAUUGGAACCAACGAAGAGUCCAUAAACUUCGUGAUGGAGCCAUGGAACCCCACCCCUGUCAGCCUCAAACUACUUGAAAUAUUGGGUAUUCAGCUCCCUAGGGUCCCCAGAUGGAUCAGCUCACUUGACAACCUCCAACAUUUGGGACUCAAUGUUGACCGACUUGGGCCUGCAGAUGUUGGAUUGCUUGGGACCUUAAACGCUUUGUCCAGCCUCCGUCUCUGGGUAAUGAUUGAAGUGGCAGACAGAUUAUCCUGUCAAGAAACACAACGGGUUAAGAUCAGUGGCGCGCAUGGAUUCCCUAGCUUGAGAAUGUUCCAAGUCGGUUCUAUUAACUGUGGGUUUGGGUUGUUGUUCGAAGCUGGGGCCAUGCCGAAGCUACAAGAACUCAAUCUCGAGUUCAGCAGAGAUAAAACCGGGUCCCUUACCAAUGGAGAAUUUGAUUUCGGUAUCCAGCAUCUCCAUUGCCUUGCUAUAGUAAGAUGUGACCUUGGUUACUUUAUAAAUGCAGAGUAUGAGCCUGAGCACCCCGCAUGGGAUGCUGUUAAGAGUGCAGUCAGUUGCAAUACCAACCAUCCCAGGCUGUGGCUGUCAUGGGUUGUAGCGACGACAGAGCAGAAUUACUAGCUACAAGCACCAACAACCAUCUUGGACAAUAAGACUUUUUCCUCUCCA